Owenia fusiformis is the source of this 1989-nucleotide messenger RNA. Lineage: Eukaryota; Metazoa; Annelida; Polychaeta; Sabellida; Oweniidae. The record is from the annotation of a GenBank genome assembly.
AUGGGGGAGCGUUAUUGUGAAGGUUUGGCAUUGGAGGGUUUGAAUGAUUGUGUAAGUGGGAUCCCAUUAGAGACGCGUAAUUGUGUACGUGGGAUAUUAGAGGUGGUGUAUAAUUGUGUUCGAGCAGUAUGGUCUUUUCUAACAAAGAGGAUAAGGCGGAGAGAGAGGAUAAGACAGCUGAAGAUAAAGCUGAAAAGGGGAAUCAUCAUAAGCGAGCACAUGGCUAUCGUACUCACUUGUUCAAAGUGUUGGAAAGACAAAACACUUAAAGAAUUGAGCGAAAUCCAAGAUCUAGAAGGGAUCAAUAUUAAUCCAGAAUUAUUGAACAAUAGUGGCGAAAAUGGCAUUUCUAGAUUCGUUUAUGUCUGUCCUGAAUGCGAUGAAUUCGAAUGGAAAUCAUUCACGCCCAAGACGACAACGAUAUCCCAUUCAGAAAGUCAAUUUACACAAUUUGCUUCGAAGAUUUUCGAGGUUAUAAAGCUGGAAGGAGACCCUUCCAGUUUAUAUGAGCAUAAUAAAUACAUUGAGUCGAAUAUCGUUAAAGAAGUUUGCGAUAAAUUUGAAGUGUUGUUUCCAACAUUUAAGCUUGAAAAAUAUAUCUUACGAAACGGAAGCUUUUAUCACAAAACGAAACUUUUUCAACCAGAUGAGUUUGAUUAUCUUGCCCCAUUAAAGUUGUGUGAGAAACGAUUACGAGGGGACAAUACUAUACAACUUCAAGACGAGGACUUCUGUCGUGAUAUCGCGCAAGAAUGUAAUAACCUUGACUCAGAAGCAGAAAAGAAUGUAAUAGACAAAGAACAGCGCUUGACAUCUUGGAUUAUGUAUUACAUACAUAAAGCCAUUGACACAACCUUAAAACGCUUACACGAGGAAGAAAUAUUAACAUAUAAAGGCAUUUUGUUCAUUGGCAACAAGAAGCCAGCAGAUUCUGGACUCGCUACGAACGAAAUAAUUUUGGAUGAUGAGCUCCAUGGCCCAUGCAUUAGACUAAGAGUUGGGGCUGAACUAUGUGCUACUGAUAUCGAUAUCGGAUUCUGUGUGCUAAAAGAUCCACACAUUAGUGGAGACAUAAACAAUAUUGAAUUAUUAUUGCCAGGUUCCGAUGAAUUUUGGAUACAAUCAACUUAUUGUAGACGUUCAAGGAUCGAUGGACAACAUAGAAAACUCGUGAUGUUACUGAAAUACGUAAUGUCUGUGUGUAACAGGGAUGGAAGUUGCCUCACAAACCUCAGCUCGCAUGCGUUUAAAUGCCAUGUAUAUGCUCAUCAAAAGGAAUGUGAAUAUCCAUAUAACGCAUUACGACGGUGUUUUUAUAACAUACGUGUUCGUACAUCUCACCUUAGAUGCAUUAACACAUCACAAGAUAGACAUGCAAAUGACACAUCACUCGGACGGUGUUUACAUGACAUACUUGUUCGUAUUUCUCACCUAAUAUGCAUGCAAGAAUGGAACACCCAUUUUCGAUUUGAAUCUUGCUGCCUGGUACGGCUGAUGCAAAACAAUCGCCACACAAGUGAAUACCAACCAGUACUGACAGAUAAUGGUAAUACGUACGAUGUAUGCAGGAAAAGAAGGUGGAUCGGCAAACUUCCUGACGUCGAUUCCAAUAAUAGAAAUUUGCUUGAGUAUUCCCCUUGGCUGAUGGACCAACUAUUUGUAAGAGUUCUGUUCAAAUGGCUUGGCGAAUCACUGGAUAUAAUUAGUGAGGAUAGCACUGGUGGGGAAUACCGACAGGCAUUUGAACACAUGUGUGCACAAGAAACACGUGAGUUUGUAAACGAACUCGGCGAUGAGUACAACAGUUGUCAAGAAGACCCGUUUGAAGUGUUGAAGCAACUACAGGGGAAACAUUUCAAGGAUUCUACAGGGGCUCACCCCAUUGAUCCGAAGCCCACUCGUCCGAAACAUUUCAAGGAGUCCAAAGAUCAUUCGAUUGUGAACAUUGACAGCCGUUCUGGUUCAGUCACUUACGAGACAUCCAUUUAA